Messenger RNA from Sipha flava (yellow sugarcane aphid), 1132 nucleotides. RefSeq lists its product as uncharacterized. The coding region runs from base 136 to 924 and encodes 262 amino acids. Lineage: Eukaryota; Metazoa; Arthropoda; Insecta; Hemiptera; Aphididae. The transcript has 8 exons. The record is from RefSeq and is a predicted model, not a curated record.
UUACUGCGGUGCCGUCAAUUAACUACGUGCAUCGUUUCGUCAUCACCUUUGCCACAACGUUUAAUUUCCAACCGACUCUUACGGAACAUUUCGAUCCGUUGCUCUACAAUCAAUUACCGUACAGUGAGUGCUGCGAUGAUACCGUCCGGCGUUGAACAACGAAGGACCGCGACGGCCGCAGGACGAACGCCGAUGUGGACUGCCGCGGUGAUACUCGUGUGCGCAGAACUCGCGGUGACGGCCCCGUGGCAAGUGCCCAGGCCCGAAACGGUGCUCGUCCCCGUACCAUUCGAUCAGCUCGACAACAUCCGAUGGUUGAUCGACCCCAAGACCAUGAGCUCCACGUGCGGACAGUUCAAGGCCUACGUGACCAACAGGACCGUCGACCUGGUCGUCGGCAGAUGGUACACUAUUUACACGUCGAAAAUCCCGUCGACCACGAGUUAUUGCAGUCAACUGACAAACAUCAAUCAGGAGUGCGGAUGUUUCGGAAUUGAUUUCACGAUUGCCAUAGGAGAUGAUCUCAUUUCAUUCGUCAUGUUUUCAACGAAUUCAAGUGAAAGUUCGACGUCCUACCAACUGGCAGUGGCUUCGUUCAGCGGUAAAUCUCAGUUGAAUAUGAAUCAAAUAGUUUUGCGAAGUUUAGUCUUGCAGCCCAACGCGAAAAUAUCCGGAAAAGGAGCUUAUGUAGUGCCGAGUGCUGUUGUAGUCGACUCUGAUGACUUUGAUUCGUACAUGAUCAUGUUGGUCUGCAGAGAAAUGGCGAUAAAACCUUUAAUCAUUGUUCUUGUCAACGCACUUCCUAUGUCGGACCAAACUAAGUACGUGGUUCUAAAAUAUCUUAAGAGAAACGGUCUUGAUUUUUAUUUGCACUCAGUGGAUCACAGCAAUUGUAAUUACGCUCAGAAUAUCGUGGGAUUUUAAUCGAAUCCAAGAGAACUAGCAAGCUAUUACUUUUUAACAGGAAAUCAUUUCAAUAAUAUAUACAUUAAACCGCGUCCGUAUAAGAUGACGUAAUCCGUUAAUAUUAGUAUAUCGUGUAAAACCAUAUGUUAUGUAAGCUAAGUUCACGAAAAUUUGUUUUUAAAUAAUUGUUAAUUUUUUCUUCAAAAUUAUAAAUGUUUACAAUAAU